Molecule: messenger RNA, 1964 nt
Organism: Trichechus manatus latirostris (Florida manatee)
Lineage: Eukaryota; Metazoa; Chordata; Mammalia; Sirenia; Trichechidae
Gene: FBXW4
Product: F-box and WD repeat domain containing 4
Exons: 9
Coding region: 16-1242 (408 amino acids)
Biological process (GO): SCF-dependent proteasomal ubiquitin-dependent protein catabolic process
Cellular component (GO): SCF ubiquitin ligase complex
Molecular function (GO): protein binding
Source: RefSeq, a predicted model, not a curated record
GCGACAGGGGCGGCCAUGGCGGCGGCAGCCGAGGAGGAGGCGGCGGCGCGGGGGCCACCCGCCCGCCCAGCCUCGGGGCCCGCGCUCUGGCGUCUGCCGGAGGAGCUGCUGCUGCUCGUCUGCUCCUACCUGGACAUGCGGGCCCUCGGCCGCCUGGCCCAGGUGUGCCGCUGGCUGCGGCGCUUCACCAGCUGCGACCUGCUCUGGCGCCGGAUUGCUCGGGCCUCGCUCAACUCCGGCUUCACGCGGCUCGGCACCGACCUGAUGGCCAGUGUCCCAGUGAAGGAACGGGUGAAGGUGUCUCAGAACUGGAGGUUGGGGCGCUGCCGAGAGGGGAUUCUGCUCAAGUGGAGAUGCAGUCAAAUGCCCUGGAUGCAGCUAGAGGGUGAUUCUCUGUACAUAUCCCAGGCUAAUUUCAUCCUGGCCUACCAGUUCCGCCCAGAUGGUGCCAGCUUGAGCCGCCGGCCCCUGGGAGUCUUUGCUGGACAUGAUGAGGACGUUUGCCACUUCGUGCUGGCCAACUCACAUAUUAUCAGUGCGGGAGGAGAUGGGAAGAUUGGUGUUCAUAAGAUUCACAGCACCUUCACUGUCAAGUACUCAGCUCAUGAACAGGAGGUGAACUGUGUGGAUUGCAAAGGGGGCAUCAUUGUGAGUGGCUCCAGGGACAGGACGGCCAAGGUAUGGCCUUUGGCCUCAGGCCGGCUGGGGCAGUGCUUACACACCAUCCAGACUGAAGACCGAGUCUGGUCCAUUGCUAUCAGCCCAUUGCUCAGCUCUUUUGUGACAGGGACGGCUUGUUGUGGGCACUUCUCACCCCUAAGAAUCUGGGACCUCAACAGUGGGCAGCUGAUGACACACCUGGGCAGUGACUUUCCCCCAGGGGCUGGGGUGUUGGACGUCAUGUAUGAAACCCCUUCUACACUCCUGUCCUGUGGCUACGACACCUAUGUUCGCUACUGGGACCUCCGCACCAGUGUCCGGAAGUGUGUCAUGGAGUGGGAGGAGCCCCACGACAGCACCCUGUACUGCCUGCAGACAGAUGGGAACCACCUGCUGGCCACCGGUUCCUCCUAUUACGGCGUUGUGCGGCUGUGGGACCGGCGUCAAAGAGCCUGUCUGCAUGCCUUCCCACUGACGUCGACCCCCCUCAGCAGUCCUGUGUACUGCCUGCGUUUCACCACCAAGCAUCUCUAUGCUGCGUUGUCUUACAACCUCCAUGUCCUGGACUUUCAAAACCCAUGACAGUCAGGGCCACCCCAGCCUGUGGGCCAAGGAGGCCAGCUUCUCAGGGACCUCUCUUGCCUGGAAGGUGCAGUGAUAUCCCUUACCCUGCUGUGCCUGUGCGCCUGCACCUGUGACCACAGUGCUUGGGGACUUGUGGGUUACCCAGGAUGAAGUCCCUCCCAGGAACCAGUUGGAGAGAAGGGACCUGCUGCUUUGGGAGACUGCAGCUGAGCCCGGGCCUUGUUUCCCUGUUUGGCCGGAGCAAAGAUCUGGCUUCCUGAGGCCCACCCUGCACCCUACCCUUCUGAGAGUCAGCACCAGCUUACAGAGUGAGGUGAGGUACUCCACGCUGCCCAGUUGGCCCCUUUCUGCCCGUUCCCUGGAAGGAGGGGUGAGGCUCUGCCAAUACCCCAGCUGCUGGCACCCCCCGACCCCCCCACCUCCUCAAUCAGACCUCACCCUUGACCAAGAUUUUGGAGCUGGGGCUCAUUCCUGGAGCACUAUGGUUUUGCUUUGAAACUAUGAACGGGCAAAGGAAACCCAGCAGUUUUGAGUAGUGCUGAGCCAGACCUACCUCAGGCCAGCUGUUGAGACAUGGUACAAUUUUCAUUUUUGUAAAAAUAAAGCUUGAUUGUUCACAGAUCUGGUUCCUGACUGGUUGGGCAGUCCUAGGAGGCCCCAGGGAGCUGGAAUGGCAGACUCAAACUAGGGGAUGUAUCUUCUGCAGAAGGAUGAGACCA